Messenger RNA from Trichogramma pretiosum, 2915 nucleotides. It is a transcript of the gene Pino, whose product is annotated as protein pinocchio. NCBI's taxonomy places the organism in Eukaryota, Metazoa, Arthropoda, Insecta, Hymenoptera, Trichogrammatidae. The transcript has 5 exons. The record is from RefSeq and is a predicted model, not a curated record. The coding region runs from base 425 to 847 and encodes 140 amino acids.
ACACUCUUCCUUUGCAGCAACACACCUAUAUAGUAUAAAAUACAUCGUAUCGUGCGCUCUCGCCUUUAUAGUUUGGCAUACACCAUAUUAUCCAUCGCAUAGCAUCGCACAAAAGUUGACGAUUGGUUUUAGCGAAGGAUCGACUCGAACUUGAAUUUCGAACGAUAUUUAUGGAUUCGGUGUUGCUGAGUGCAUGUCUGAGUGUGAAUUGUAAUUUGUGACCACCAGGCAGCUACUGUCUUUAAGAAUAUAUUAAUAAUCAGUGAGAUUUCGUCACAAGAUAGUAGUCGAUUUUCGAUCGUUCUCGGCUGUGAUUUUGUGUAUAUCGCUGAAAGAUUACGAUACUUUUUCCUCUCUCCCACUCGUCGCUUGGAGUGAAAUAUCUUCUCUACCACAGAGUAACAACAAACUCAAAGACAGCAAAAUGUCUGCUACCUCAGUACAAACGAACUCGGAGAGUCUCUCUCGUACCAAUAGCAACGUCUCGCUCUCGUGUCACAGCUUAUGCGGCAGCGAUACGGAAUCGACGCUCGGAUCUCAUCCCCAGUAUCAAGACACCAUCCUGACGAUCGAAGAGCUCAGAGCCCAACUCAACUCCUGUUUCACAUGCGGAGUGUCGUGGAUCGAGGAGCACGUAUCGCUCGACUGCAGCGAGUGCGGCGGCUACUCUCUCAAACGGCCAUGCCCAGAAUGCAACGGACAAUGCAACGUCGACUGGAAACGCGACCUCACCAUGUCGCACGCCAGCGGCAAGGCCAGAUGGACCGGCGAAUGCGGACUGAAGCGAGGCCCGACGCUCGACGACACGCUCUGCCCAUCCAUGGAAAAGCUCAGAGCGACAUCGUAAAGCUCCGUGUAUAAUCGUAUUAUCCAUUAAAGCAACGACCGCCACACAUACGCGCAUACACAACAUUAUAUACGUUACACCGUUUUCAUCGACUCGUCAUCGUUGUAUAUCAUUAUUGUAUAUCAUCGUGUCAGACUCAGCACAAGACUUAAUUCUUUGUAUAUGUAUAAACAAGAAGAAAGAAAAAUGACAAAACAAAUUUCAACAACUCUCUUAUAAAUAAAUGUAAAGGAUUCAUCCCCUCUUCAUCGUCGAUUCAUCGAGACUCAAAAUAACACAUAAUUAUAAUGUAAUAUCGAAGAAUUCUAAUAUGCGUUUUUCUCAGAGGACCGUACUUGUUUAUAAUGUUUAAGGCCAAUGUAGAGGAUGUUUCGCCGUUUAUAUCCCCGCGCUAAUCACGUUUAUUGUAUUGUAAACGAUUCGAUGUAUAAUGAUGUGUCGAUAUUGUAUCAGCGUUUUUUCGAUGUAUUUAAAGAAAACCAAAAGCAAGACAAAAAUUUACUGCGUCUCGGCCGUCAGUUUUUUUUUCUUUCUAACGAUACAAUGAGUUUUGUUGGUUUUUUUCUCUUUUAUUUUUGUAAUUAUUAAUUGUAUUUAUGUCAUCACAAAUAUGUCUGCCACAUUGCUCACAGCUUUUAUUUUUUAUAAUAGAAUUACCGCAAACAAAGAUUUAGUUGAUUUACGAAUAAUUACUUGUAUCUUUUUGUUGAAAUUAUAAAUUAAUAACAAUUAGUAAAAUCUGCAAUAUGUUUUUUUUCUUAAUUUGAAGCCUGGAAGCGAUAUUCGCGUCUUGUGUAUUAUGGUCGUGUGUAUCUGUAUUUAAUGUUAUGUUUCGACGAAAUAAAAAAGGAAAAACGUAUACCUACGUACAUAUACAUAUUUGUGCAAUAUUACCUAGACAAUUUGUUGAAUGCGCAUCGGCGUGAACUCUCCCGUUCGAUAAUUUAAAGUAUCCUAAUUUUUUCCGAACUUUAUAUUCGUCGAUUAUAAUUGUCGCACGCGUUUUAUUGCAUGGACAAGAAAAGCCUCUUCGAUUAUCGUUAAUGUAGCAACAUUGUGGGACGAUUACUUGGAUCGAGAGUUCGUCAUGUACAGUGUAACAUACCGCUCUUGCUAAGUAUGCAAAAAUUUUAGAUGUAUAAUUUAUAUGAAAAAUGAGAAAAAGGCUUACUUUUUCGUUUUUCAUUACGUUUUCGUACUUUAAUUUAAAUAUAACUAGCAUAAAUAUAUGGAUUGUUCAAUUCCACGUUAAUAGCGACGAUAUUCUCGUGUCGAAUCCAAAAAAGCUUCGAUGCAAGAACCUAUGCUAAAUCAUUGCUAAUAACUAUCAAGGAUACUGUAAAAAAUAUUUAUGGUAUGCGUGAUCAGGAAUUAUAAUAUGAAAUUGUGUGAGACUGUUUAACUCAAAUUAAAUUAUAAAAAACAUCACCCGUCGCUUAUUUCCGCGCUUUCGUAUAUUCGUAUCUCAUCGUUAUUUGGUUGUACAAAAAAUAAGUAAAUAAUAAUAUAUGCACAAUUGAGAUGUGUAAAAUUAUACUGCGUACAUACGUAUAUGAUAAUAUUAAUUAGGGGGAAUGGAAAAAAGAAUGAAUUGACGUAGGGAGCCAUGGACAAGCCAAUAACUCGAAUAUACGGCGUAACAAAAAAUGGAACGCAAAAUGAUGAGACUCGUGUGUGAAUGUUUUAAAUAUGAAAUAAUAGGCUUAAUUGAAACCAAUAAGACUAAGUGCAUCAAUACGCAUUAUAUACAAUGUCCGAUCGAGGUCCCUAUAUUAGUAUGAAGAUAAUAAAUCAUUAUUUCCAACGAUUUAUAUACAAACGAAUAAUAAAGUACCUAUCCGCAUAUUUUUUUAGUUGAUAAAAGCCAAGUAGUCGAUCAAUUUUUCACGAAAGUAUUCAAUAUGUUUAUGAUAUUGCUCAAGACUAUUGAACUGUGUAAAAUAGUGUAAAAUAUUUCGUCAAUUUUUUUAUAGCGUAUUUAUUAAUUAACAUUGAAACUUCAUUAAUAUUAACUGUUGGAAUUGACGCGCGACCUCUCGGACAGGUGAAGUAAUAAGUAAAAAAAAAA